This is a messenger RNA of Salvelinus fontinalis (brook trout), 2916 nucleotides long. RefSeq names its product diacylglycerol O-acyltransferase 2-like. The transcript has 9 exons. NCBI's taxonomy places the organism in Eukaryota, Metazoa, Chordata, Actinopteri, Salmoniformes, Salmonidae. Gene Ontology annotation, cellular component: endoplasmic reticulum membrane. Gene Ontology annotation, molecular function: diacylglycerol O-acyltransferase activity. The record is from RefSeq and is a predicted model, not a curated record. Gene Ontology annotation, biological process: triglyceride biosynthetic process. Bases 249 to 1373 code for a protein of 374 amino acids.
UUCGAGUAGCGCAAUUUGCAUCCUCUUCGGUUCUUCUACAGGAGCGCAUCGGUUUGGACCCAAUACACCUCCCACCCUCUCUCACGUACUGACUUUGAACGGGCUCCUCCCAUACGGGGUAAAUGCCGCUCAGUUAUUCAAUUUAAUGCAGUCAUGAUAGAGGAACUGUAGAGUUGAUCAACUUUAUUGUAGUAAAUAUUUCCAAAUAUUGUAAUCUGUUCAUUCCCGGAGCCACAGUUAAGAAGACAAUGAAGACAAUACUUGCUGCCUACCCCGGUGUCCUAAAAGGCACCGGCUGCAGCAUCCUCUCCGCCCUGCAGGACCUACCCUCCGCUCCUUGGCCUGCACUCCGAUCCAAGAUGGAGAAACACCUUCAGGUCAUCUCAGUUCUGCAGUGGGUCAUCAGCUUCCUCGCCAUGGGAGCCGCUGGCACUGUGCUCUUAAUCUACAUGUUCUGCACAGACCUCUGGGUGAUCGCUGCCAUGUACACUGCCUGGCUCAUCUUCGACUGGAACACCCCCAAACAAGGGAGCUGUGCUGGGAAAUUGGGUAAUUGUCACCCAGGUGGCAGGAGGUCGUCUUGGGUGAGGAACUGGACCAUGUGGACUUAUUUCAGAGACUACUUCCCCAUCAGGCUCAUCAAGACACACAACCUGCUGCCAAGCCGAAACUACAUCUUUGGCUACCACCCCCAUGGGAUCUUCUCUUUUGGAGCCUUCUGUAACUUCGGAACAGAGGCCACCGGCUUCUCUAAGAAGUUCCCGGGCAUCAAGCCUUCCCUGGCCACCCUGGCUGGAAACUUCCGGAUGCCAGUCUUUAGAGACUAUCUCAUGUCUGGAGGUAUCUGCCCAGUGAACCGUAACUCCAUUGACUACCUCCUCUCUCAGAAUGGAACUGGCAAUGCAGUGGUCAUUGUUGUCGGGGGAGCAGCUGAAUCUUUGAACUGUGCUCCAGGAAAGAAUUCUGUCACCCUGAAUAACCGCAAGGGCUUUGUGAGGUUGGCCCUCCAGCAAGGGUCUGACCUGGUACCAGUCUACUCCUUUGGGGAGAACGAUGUGUACAAACAGGUGAUCUUCGAGGAGAGAACCUGGUGGCGGCUGGCUCAAAAGCGACUGCAGAAGAUUAUUGGUUUUGCUCCCUGUCUGUUCCAUGGCUGUGGCUUCUUCUCCUCUGACUCCUGGGGAAUGGUGCCUUACAACAAACCCAUCACCACCAUCGUGGGUGAACCGAUCACAGUGCCAAAGAUUGAGCAGCCUCCUCGGGAUAUGGUGGAUCUGUACCAUGCCAUGUACAUCAAUUCCCUCACGAGCCUCUUUGACAAGUAUAAGACCCGUUUCGGCCUGAAGGAGAGUGACAUCCUGCACAUCCAUUGAGAAAGGGUCAGCUGUGGCAGCUGUCUGUUCAGCCCUGCCCCUCAUUCACGUGCCUGGCUCUGAUUGAUUGUCUCUGGAAUUCAAUCGAUAUACAUUAAGCUGUGUGUAUAUAAACCCACCGCGCUCUCAGCAACACUCACGUCGGUCCUCCACUCAGGAUGGAAAUGCCAGGUCACCUUACUAUUCUCUCUGACCUAGUCACUGUCAAUGGCAAAGUUGACUAACUUCCAUUUAUUUAAUAUUUUAUUGAGUGUAUGACACAUCUAUAUAUUUCUGUUCCAUGACAGAAAAGAUGAGGGAGUAUAGUUAAGGUAUGCUCCCUUGCUUUAAUGUGCAGUGGAACUCCCACUAGGUGGCACUAGAAGGUUACACAAGACACACACAAGCACCAUCUUUGUUUCCUCCAUGCAUCCAUUACAUUUACAUUUAAGUCAUUUAGCAGACGCUCUUAUCCAGAGCGACUUACAAAUUGGAAUGUAAUUUUCACUUAGAAUAGGCCUGUACAAAGAAUGUGUUAAGUACCAUAAAAGGUAAAUAUAGGAUGAUGUUUUGAGACCUAACAUUUUUUGUUGUUGCUAAAUGCACAAACAAUGCAAUUGUAAUGGUGUUGCCUUAGUGAGAUGUUGAUAGUGUGGUUUAUUGAGCCAAAGAGCCGAUGGGUGUCCCCUCCCCACACAUGCACACUUUAUUGAAACUUCAAAGUGAAGGAAUUCUAUUGAAUGGAUUUAGAUUGUGCAUAUUGGUAAUGCAAUCUGAUUGUGUGAUGCACUAAGUAUUAAUUGUAUUUUGUAAAUAAGAACAUUUUCAAUGAAAUUUUAUAUAUUGAUGCACUUUUUGUAUUUGUGACAAUCCUCUGAGGUAUUUCUCUAAAACAUGCCUUUGAAAGAGUCCUAUGUCAAAUCUGCCAAUUUCUAAGAGAAUCACUUUGGUGCUUUUGUCAUUUAACCUUGAGCUGUGUUUUAGUUUUGUUGUACAUUUCUCCACAUGAGUGUGUUGACUGGGUUGCAGAGUGUUACCUAGUGCAUUGAGGCCCCAUGUACUGUAGUGAUGGUGAUGUAAGAACAAUUUCAGGGUGAAGAGCAUUUCUUCCUCUACACAGAGUACUGAUGAAUGAAAUUAAGAGAUUGCAAAGCAUAUGCCUUAUUUAAAAAAAACUACAACUCAAACUUCUUAGGGGGCUUCCACUCAAUUGAGUAAAAUGGCAAAGGGGUUGCUAUCACAGAUUUGAAUUGGAGUAUAAAAGUCACAAACUCCCCUAGUAAUUACCGAGAAGUGUUUGAGAUAAAUCAUUUUUUCAUAUUGGGCAUAUCAAGUCCAUUAUCCAGCCAAUGAUCCUAGGUGCAGAAAUGUAUGUAUGUAUGUUGUAUAUUAUGCAAGAUAAAAAGACUACAAGAUUUCACCUCAUGACAAAAUAAUUGAGAUGUGAUAAAUAGUGUGUCAUUCAAAAUGUAAUUUCUUCUAGCUUCAUCUGUGACUUUUUGCAAAGAGCAGUGAACAUCCCGCUCUCCUAAUUCAUGUGCAAUAAAUAAAGCAAUAAAUAGCA